AUGAAGAUUCUCUUAUGGAACUGCCGUGGAGCGGGGAAGCCGUCAUUUAUCCCGGCAUUUCGCAGGUUAGUGCACCAUCAUAGCCCUGAUAUUUGUGUCCUUCUCGAGACCCGGUUAUCCGGUAGGGGCCUUCAGAAGGCAAGAAGGGCAGUUCCGGGAGGGUGGGGAUUCUUUGCAGUUGACUCUCAAGGGCUAUCCGGUGGUAUCAUUGUUACUUGGGCGCAGGGGUGCUGUCAGUUGGAUAUUUUCAAUGUUUGCAACCAAGAGGUGAUUAUGGUCAUCUCGGAGGGGAACAGAAAUCCGUGGGUUUUGGCAGCGGUGUAUGCGAGUACAGAUUAUAGGGUGAGGAGGGUCUUGUGGGAGGAGGCCACCCAGUUGAUUAGUCAGGGACAUCCAAUGCUGCUGGCAGGUGAUUUUAAUUGCAUAGUUGAUCCACAGGAGAAGAUGGGGGGGAAGCCUUUCUCUUUUGAGAGGAAGAUUAGGGAGUUCCAGGACUUCCUUAUGAUGAAUGGUUUAGUUGAUUUGGGCUUUGCUGGCCCAAAGUUCACAUGGUGUAAUAACCAGCAGGGUCAGGCCAGAGUUUGGGAGAGGCUAGACAGAGCUUGUGCUACUGCUGGGUGGAUACAGAGUUUCCCUGAUUACCAGGUCCGUCAUUUGCCGAGGAUUGCUUCGGACCACUGUCCACUAUUGGUUAGUACCGAUGCACUUGCUCCAGCUCGUUCCCCCUUCAGGUUUGAGAAGAUCUGGCUCGGCUAUCCUCGUUCUUGGGAGAUGGUGCGGGAGGCCUGGAGGGUGCCUGUUAGGGGAGACGCUAUGUAUCGAGUCUCCCGUAGAUUGGAGAUGACGAGGAGACGGCUCCGGCGGUGGAACCGUGAGGAGGUGGGGAAUAUCUUUAGGAGGGUGGAGGAUCUCGAGGGGGUGAUCACUAGACUACAGCUUCAGGAGUCCCAGGGGGGGGGCUUAUCAGAGGAGGAGGUGGGGAAGCUUAGAUCCCACUUGGCACUGCACGACUCUCUACUCAGACAGCAUGAGAUAUUUUGGAGACAGAAGUCUAGGAUACAGUGGUUAUUGGAGGGGGAUCGGAAUACUAGUUUUUUUCAUCAGGCGACAGUUAUCAGGAGACAUCAGAAUCGGAUCAAAGCUAUCAGGGGCGAGGAUGGGCUGAUGACGGAGGAUCCUGUUCAGAUUCGUCGGAUUGUGGAGAGCUUUUUCAGGACACGGUGGACUGAGCAGUUAGGGGAUGGGAGCUCAGAGGACAUUCCAGUGCCGGGGGUUGGGGUGUCGGAGGAGGAGACUGCAGCGCUGAUCAGGCCGGUUUCGGAGAGGGAGGUUAGGGAGGCGGUGUGGUCCCUUGAGGGGGACAAGGCUCCGGGGCCAGAUGUUCUUUUGUACGUCUGCGAUGCCUUCCGAGUGGCAGCAGACCUUUAUCACAUUGAUACCGAAACGGCAGGACGCUACUGA
This is a messenger RNA of Phoenix dactylifera (date palm), 1461 nucleotides long. The record is from RefSeq and is a predicted model, not a curated record. Lineage: Eukaryota; Viridiplantae; Streptophyta; Magnoliopsida; Arecales; Arecaceae.